Messenger RNA from Myxocyprinus asiaticus (Chinese sucker), 3606 nucleotides. RefSeq names its product interferon regulatory factor 2-like. Gene Ontology annotation, cellular component: nucleus. Gene Ontology annotation, biological process: regulation of transcription by RNA polymerase II; immune system process. The record is from RefSeq and is a predicted model, not a curated record. Bases 222 to 1265 code for a protein of 347 amino acids. Gene Ontology annotation, molecular function: DNA-binding transcription factor activity, RNA polymerase II-specific; RNA polymerase II cis-regulatory region sequence-specific DNA binding. The transcript has 9 exons. Lineage: Eukaryota; Metazoa; Chordata; Actinopteri; Cypriniformes; Catostomidae.
AACGGUCAGAUGACGUUGUGUGUCACUCUAUCAAACACAAUACGACACGGUCGGUAAAAGGAUGAAUCUAAUGUUAAAACGCUGUAUCGUUCUUCAUAAGAUGUAAAGCAUCUAUACAAACCAUGUCGAUCUUUUCUGCGUAGCGUUCGGACAAUAUUAUACUGCACAUCUCAUCGAGGGAUUUUGACGUAUUAUCGGGUUGCCUCGCUGCCAGCAUCAAGAUGCCAGUGGACAGAAUGAGAAUGCGCCCCUGGUUGGAGCAGCAGAUAGAGAGUGGGCUAAUUCAGGGUCUUCAUUGGGUGAAUAAGGAGAAAAAGAUAUUUCAGAUUCCUUGGAUGCAUGCAGCCAGACAUGGAUGGGAUUUGGAGAAGGAUGCCCCUUUAUUUAAGAACUGGGCCAUUCACACAGGAAAGUACUGUCCAGGUAUUGACAAACCAGACCCUAAAACAUGGAAGGCAAACUUUCGCUGUGCCAUGAAUUCUCUAACAGACAUUGAGGAGGUGAAGGAUAAAAGCAUGAAGAGAGGAAACAAUGCCUUUAGAAUGUACAGGAUACUUUCAGUGUCUGAAAAAGCUGUUAAGAAAGGGAGGAAAAAGAUGGACCUGGAGCAAAGAGUAAUACGAGUUUUUCAGAAACGGAAAGCAAACACUCCCAGAAAACUUAAAAUGAUGAAACAAUCCGGUCAAGAGGAAAUAAAUAAAGAAACUUUGCCAGACAGCACUGUACUAUUUGCUGAGCAGGAGAACGUUCCUAAAUCCAAAUCACUUGAGAGGAAGGAGGCUGUAGGUGAACUACCUGAAGUGUGUGCAGUUGUUGAGGUGGCAACGGAGAGCAAUGAACCUGCUGUUAGCUCCUCUAAAGUGUCUUACCCCAUCCAGGACUCCCAUGUUUCAUACCACAGUGAGAGUGACUCUGAGAGCACAUACAGUGAUGAAGACUUGGUACAGCUGCCUCAGGACUUGUCCUUAAAUGCUUCACAGAGAUCAUCGUGCGGUUCUGUGUUAAGGAUCCCACCUUCAGCUCAGUCCUCAUUUAUCACAUCAGGGAAAACUAAUUUGAGAGUGACCAGCUGCAGAGAAGACUCACCCCUUAUAGCCUAUAACACUGCUCCAUGGUUUCCCUUGCUGCUUGGUUUCCAAAAUGUCACCGAUGUGCAACUCUCAACACCAGCCCCCACACCAGAGCUCACCAGCAGCCCAACUUCUCGGGCAAACAUAAUAGCUAAAGCUAUGGACCUCUCAGUUUCGUCACGCAAAGCUUUAUAAUACAGAGACUUGAAGUUCACAGCCUGCUGCUAUUCAGCUGAUAAGAUACCCUACCUGAAAUGUUUGAAGGGAUAGUUCACUCAAAAAUUGUCAUUAUUUACUAACUUGUUUUGUUCGAAACCCGUAUGACUUUUUUUCUCACUUGCAAUUCAAAAUGAGACAUUAGGGUCUGACAACCUCACCUACCAUUCGCUUUCUUUGUAUGGACAAAAAUCAGAAUGAGCAUUGUUCAAAAUGUCUUAUUUGUUCCAUGAAAGAAAGUAAUAUGGUCUUGGAACAAUAUGAGGUUGACUAAAUGACAGCAGAAUUUCCAUUUUUGGGUGAACUAAUCCAUUUUAAACGGGUAUUCACAGCUUUACAAACCAAAGGGAGAGUUUCAAGCAUGCUAAAUCAGUUUGACUAGAACACUAGAAAUAUGUGGAUAUUUCUGAAAUAAUGUAAAUUGCAGAACACUACCUCAUUAUCUAAUGAUAGGUAACUUGAACUACUUCAGAUUGAAGGUGAUCUGUGCAACUUUGAUCACAGAACUUAAUGUCGUUGUAAGCUAUUGAUAAUGUCUCAUGCAGUGUUUGGAGAGGAACAAAGUGCAUGUUAAGUGUAGAAUGACGAAUAUGGUCAAACAUGACGUGUUUGACACUUGUUGAAAGAAUUGAGGGGUCCAAAAGCAGAUGAAACAGCACAAAAUAAAAUUAAAAAAAACAUCAAAAAAUGAAAUUAAAAAGAACAGUAGCUAGGGAUUUUUUUUUUAGGAAGAUAUGCAAUGUUUUUACAGGCUGUAGCACAGGUUUGAAAGAGUUUUUGAUUGAAAUACUGAAGUUUUCAUGUGCAUUUUCAUAUGAUGUAGAGCGGUUCAGUCAUGACAUCAAUUUGUAGGCCUACCCGGAAGGCUGUUUCACUAUGGGCUCCCUCUGGAAUUCGUAGGGGGUUUUUAGAAUAGUUGUUUUUAUUUUAUACACAUUGAAAAAUGUGAUGAACAUUACUUGCAGACUUUCACAUUUAGUUUUACCUGAAUUACGCAGUAUGACUGUAUACUUUCUUGUUGUAGAACAAAACGUGAAAAUCUAUUCAAGCAAUAUUAACUACAGACCUUGUUUUACUCCUAAAUCGAAAACAGCUAUUCUUAAAGGGAUAGUUCACCCAAAAAUGAAAAUUCUCUCAUCAUUUACUCACCCUCAUGUCAUUCCAGAUGUGUAUGACUUACAUUCUUCUGCUGAGCACAAAGAUUUUUAGAAGAAUAUCUCUGUAGGUCCUCACAAUGCAAGUGAAUGGGUGCCAAAAUUUUGAAGCUCCAAAAAUCAAAUAAAAGCAGCAUAAAGGUAAUCCAUAAGAUUCCAGUGGUUAAAUCCAUAUCUUCUGAAGUGAUAUAAGUGUGGGUGAGAAACAGAUCAAUAUUUAAGUCCUUUUGUUUUUGGUGAUUUGCAUUCUUUGUGCAUAUUGCACCCUACUGGGCAGGAAGGAGAAUUUAUGGUAAAAACUGACUUAAAUAUUGAUCUGUUUCUCACCCAUACCCACAUCAUAUUGCUUCAGAAUCUUAUGAAUAGAUCUUAUGGAUUCUAUCACAGUAUCUUUAUGCUGUGUGUGCAUUUUGAAGCUUCCAAAUUUUGAAUUGCAUUGUGAGGACCUGCAGAGCUGAAAUAUUCUUCUAAAAUCUUCAUUUGUGUUCUGCAGAAGAAAAAGUCAUACACAUUUGGGAUGGCAUGAGGGGGAGUAAAUGAUGAGAGAAUAUUCAUUUUUGGGUGAACUAUCCCUUUAAAACCCAUUGUAAAUUCCAGAGGGAACCUGUAGCUCAAAAAUGCUAAUUCUCUUCCUGGUUUAUGGAUUACAAAACAGCUCUACAGUAACUUAUAUAUGGAGUGACAUUUUGGUAAUAGUGUUUUUAUGAAUUUGAUGUUUUCACUACACUGUAAUAAUACUAUUGAAUCUGGAGACAGUGUUCCAGUAUUUUAACUGCUACUUUAGGAUCAGUUCUCCAAUAUGAAUGGGUCUGGAAAUACUUGAAUAGAGAAGCUCAACUAAUUACAAUCAUGUGUUGUCAGUUUUCAUUUGUGUUCUGAAAGGAUCUUGUUAGAUGUAACUAUUUUUUAUACAACUUAUGUAUCACUAAUGUGCAUAAUAAAAAACAGCACUAAGGUUUAAAAGCAAAUCUAAAAACAUGUUUAUUGUAGUGUCAUAAUACAAAAUUUUUUCAACACUCAAUUGUUGGAUGUAUACUAAAACAGUGGUUCAAAGUGUUAGUAGUGGUACUAGAUAAAAUGAUGAGUGAUGUGCAGUGGCAAUAAAAAUCACUGGUUAACAUCUCUCAUGAUUGAAGAGAGAAGGUGUUUUAAUGUGGCCUCAAUGG